Molecule: messenger RNA, 3879 nt
Organism: Oryza sativa Japonica Group (Japanese rice)
Lineage: Eukaryota; Viridiplantae; Streptophyta; Magnoliopsida; Poales; Poaceae
Source: RefSeq, a predicted model, not a curated record
ACAACAGGAUGCCAACAUUCUAUAAAGGAAACACCUAUGCAGCAACAUACUUCUGUUUGUUUUUUUCCUUUUCCGAUGAUGGUCUACUGGUAAGAAGUGGGGACGAUUUCACUGCUUAUAAAUCAGAAUAUUCUUGGGUCAUGUUCUGAAUGAUGAAUCGAAGUGCUUUGGUUAAAGGGUCUGCAAACUUGUACACCUGAAAAGCCAGGAGUGGUGACCUGGUGGGGGCAAAAUGUUCUUUACUGUUCGACAAAGUAUAAUCAGAAUCUAUCAUAUUACAAAGGUAUGGUCGACACUAAUUGGUAUAUAGUUGAUAUGUCCGAUUUGUUGUUGAAUUUUGGAACAAUGAUCUCUAUACCAAUGACAAAUCAACAGAAGUAGUCUUUCAUGUCUCAGACGUUGCAAAGCUGUCAUUUCUGCUUCUCCUAACAUGAAAUCAUUAUACAACUACUGUAUGUUGUGACUCCACGUUUUGUGCUUUAUAAUAUCAUGCACAUCCUUAUUAUGCUAGAGCACAAAAUGGCAUCACCAUUGAAACUAUUUACCCUGUUGCUCUUUGUUAUCUCUCUAGAAAACAGCUAGGCCUGCGUGGGUACAGAAAUGAAAGGUCAAGCAUUCAGAGUAUCACCCCUUUGCCCUAUUUGUGAUCAGUAGUAUGUUUGAUGUAACUUAUAUUCUAUUCCGUGCUAGAAGGUUUGAAGUUGUAGGCAAUCUUUCAUUUCUAGUUUUCUACUGGUCCUUGCUCAGAUUUGUCAACAAACUGGGUUCCUUCAUGCUUGUAGCAAGCAUUAAGGAUCCCAGGGUUGCCUAACAGACUAGCUAACUGGGAUGCUUAUAGUAAACAACAAAAGUCUCAUUCAUUGUCUUGGAGAGUAUAAUCUGGGAGUUUAAUGGCGGAUUGGCAGAGUAAGAAACUUUUCAAAAAUGGCUUUUAUUCAUAAAAGUUUCGCAAAGAACGCAAUUUAUCUGAUUGAACACAAGUUCACACCUUUCCAAACAUGAGAGCAAAGACAAUUCUUUUUUUUAAACAUAGUCUUGGAAUAAAUCAAUAAUCUUUUUGAGAUGAGAAAUCUGUAUUUUCUUAAUCACAAAAACAAUCAACUUAUUUUUAUUUAUUUUAUUUAUGUUAUGGUAUGCAUCACUUUCUUUCUUCGUUAAACCAUUGGUGUGCAUUGUACACUAGUUGGUGACUUGGUGCUUCAUUUAUGGGAAAGCAAUUGAUUUCAUUUAGGGACUAUAGUAGACUGCUAUUCUGUUAGUAAGCUUAAGUCAGAACCACGCUAUUGUUUGCUUGUAAUGUACUUGUCUUGUGAUGAUUGUUUCAACGGAAUGAAUUCCCUAGAUUUAGACCACAGCAUGUCACCACUUCAGGAGUUAAAACAAGUGCUUAAUAUAUACUUUCACAACGUGCAACCCUAUUAACAAAUGGUCUAGAUCAGAGUAUUGCUAUUGAUCACUGCCUCUCGACGUCUGUUACUGUUGUUCCUUUGGAUGCUUACACAGACCAUUGCCCUCUGUUUAAGGGUCUGGAUUUCUUGAUAUUUGUUUUGCUGGGACCAGGUACAUGGAACCCCAUUUAAUUUUCCUUCAGAAUCUGGGCUUUGUUUCCCCAGUCAGCUUACACAACUCCUGCUCCACGGUUUGAAUAUUGCAGGUCUGAUAGGCGAACAGAUGCUUUGCGGCAGCUUGUUGAGAUUUCCCAUGUGAGGGCCACAUAUCGUGGGUUGAUUUCAGCAUAUUUGCUUAGGACCAUAGGUUUUAUAUCCCCCAAAUUGAUAGUGCUUUAACAUGCUAGCUUCUUUUUCUCUGAACAUUUAGCAUUGUUCCGUUCUGAAACUCGCAUAUGAGACAUGGCAUGAGAUGCUCCCUGCAGAAAUGCUGUCCCUGUUUUUUGUCCAGAUUAUCUCAACCACCUGACUAAUCCCGUAUUAUUGCUGGCAACAUUAAUUGGCUUGUCUUUGACAAGUUUGGGACUUUGAUCUCUGCUUGCAUAUUGUUUAUCAGUAGAAUUUCUUUUUCCGUCGUUUGUCUGGUCCACCAUGAAACAACCAACAAUUGUUGAAGCAAACAACCAAGCUCCUAUACUUGUCUCAAGUAUAUCAGUAUUCAUUCAGUAGUCUCUCCUAAAGUCACUAAAUUCCACAUCCAACUAUUGUACUGACCCAAUUUCUUGCGUACCACCAUGAGCAAUCACCUUGUCCUUGUGGGUAUUUUUCGUUGAAAAACCUUAUGAAUAGUGGGCACAUUUAACAUGUAUAUAUCAAAAAUGUAUUUUACGUCGAAAAUCCGUAUGAACCGGAGGCACAUUUCACAUGUAGAUAUCAUCAUCAAAUAUGUAAAGCGAAAAGAGCAGAAUCUGUUUGUUUUGGGACCGUGAAAAGCACGCAAAUUUGGAAGAGAGAACCCUUGAGCAACUGGCAUGGAACCAAAACACAAGAGGGGGAAAAAAUGAGUGGGCGACAACGUUGACACGGCACCAAACGCCUCUCGCUCCGCGACGUUAACUCGUUUGUCGCGCGCCCCAGCUCGCCGGCUCGCCUCCCCUAUAUCAUCUUUGCCUCGCGCCACGCUCACUUCACUUGCAGCGUUCGCCAACAACGUGCACUGACCAAGCCACCAUCGCCACCACCACCAAGGCACUCGCCGCGCUCGCCACGCUCGCCAUGGAGGCCUCGCCGUCACGCAGCGACAGCUUCUCACACGGUUGGCUCAGGCGGAAGGCGCGGCCGGCGGCGGCGGCGGCGUCCUUCGAGCGCCUCGUCGGCGGCGAGGGCGAUGCCGUGGAUGUCGACGGCGAUCUCGGGCAUUCGUUCAACGGCUCUGUCGUGUCGUUCAUCGACAUGGACCCCGCGGAGCUCUUCUCGAUGCGGUGGACGUCGUUGACAGCGGCGGCGGAGGAGGAGGAGGACCACGACGACGACGACUUCGACUUCGGCAUGCCGUGCGUCGCCGGCGCGCAGUGCUCCUCCCCGCUGCUGGUCGGCGCCGGGCGCGCCCUCUCCGACGGCCACCACCACCACCUCCUCCUCCCGUGCGAGCCGGGCGUCGUUGUGGCCCGUGACCGCACGGCGUCGUACGCCGACGCGCCGUCGCCGAGCCCGUCGUCGCCGCUGUUCCACUCGGCGCUGAGCACGCCGGCGUCCGUGAUCACCACCGCCAGCUCGCGCCGCGCCGGCGCCGGCAGCGGCAAGGCGAGGGCGCCGCUGCUGGCGACGAGGAGAAUCCUUCUCAGGUACCUGCGGUUCCUCGUGCCGCUGUGCCGGAAGGUGAGGUCGCUCCCGCUGCGCGUGCUCUCGCCGCGGUCGGCCAAGGGUAGCCUCGCCGCCGCUUCGUCGUCGGCGUCCCCGGCGCGGCGGUCCACGUCGAGCAGCUACGCCAGCGCGGCGGAGUACUGGUGCCACGGCAAUGCCGACACCGCCGUGCGCGACGCCAUCCUCUACUGCAAGAAAUCCAUCGGACAGGAUAUGUAACUGCUAAUCACGAUCUCUCGCAAGAACAGUUCAUGUGAAUGUUGGAUGAUUAAUCAGAGAGAAAGAUGAAUACUUUGUCACCUCGAUUCCUGAUCUUUUGGGGGAUUUUGACAUGUGGUGUAUAUGCAUACAGUAAUAUUACGGUGUAUAAGUUGAUGAAUUGUGCUCCAAGGGGUUUAACCUUGUGAAGCUGUUUAAUUAGCUAAUCAAUAUGUUGUUUUAGCAUAAAUUAAUUAACUACUGUGUUAGAAGAAGAUGGUGUGUUCUUCUGUCCUCUUCUAUCAUUAUGGUUAAAAUGAUUAUUAUAUGCAUGCAUGUAUCAGGGAAGACAGGCUCCAAGCAUUAGGUUAACAAACGCCAACUUGUGGUAUUUCCAUUACUAAUUGAUGUGCAUCACCUGAUUAAUUAA